CCACAAUGCCCAUACAGCCGCCCUCGUCCUCGCUGCGGCUCAGAUAUGAGUCUGGUGCAAGCCGGAAUGGUGGUCGUCCAACAGAGAAGCUCGCUGGAACGAGACCUCGAGUCAACAAGCCUUCGGACCCUUCAGACCUAGAUCCUGGCUCAAAAGACGCACAGUCACCCACUCGACUACCACAGCCUUCGGGUAUACCACAGCAUCAGGAUCAAGCAGCGAAGAGAGCCAGUCUACUCCCACAGAGACGCGAAACGAGGUCAAUAAGCUUGCGGAGUCGAUCUGGGGAAGACACACAGCAAGCUGAAGCUCAAAGCAGAGUGGCUAGUGUCAAUACCACUGGUCUUGGCUCCGUAAGUAUGAAUACAGCACGCCGAGACUUAUCAGCCCCGGAGAGGGCUGCCCGACCACGACCACAGUCAAUGUACCAGACUGUGCCGCCCAGCCACGGGGCCAUUGAGUCUAAACGAAGGUCUCAAGUCAUCGAAGCAUUUGAGCCGGGUAAGAAGACUGCUAUGCUACCUCCGUCGGGAAUCGGAAGGUCUCCAUCACUGCGUAGACCCACCCCUACAACGCAGCCAGCCAAACCAUCCAACCGCACACAUCUCAGGAGUGGCUCAGCACAUCUACCUUCCACCGCUGCAGCCAACAAUACAGCAGCUGAGGCUAUCAAGGACCGACUUAGAGAACCUUCUGCUACUCUAAAGCCAUCCUCUCAUUUGCGAAAAGCUAGUGCGCCUGUAAACGAGACAUCUAGCGGUACUAGGACCUCGCAGAGGAUUGCAUCCAUGCAGACCGGGAUUCAGCGCCCUGGAAGUACCGUUAGUGCUGUAUCUAAGCCCGAAAGGCCUGAAAGCGCGGGGUCUACCAAGACCACGGACACGGAAGCUCUCCAUGCCACGUUUAAUACACGUCGCCGAGAGGUGUCGAAAGAGGACCCUUCGAAGCGAACCCGACCGGCAUUUUCAACGCUACAGCAGCAUUUCACGCCAAGAAAGACGGGGAAAGUGGCAACGUCGACCUUCAUCCAUCCUCCUGCGCCCGACCCUGCUACUAAUGGAUUACCAUUUGAAGUGAUGCGGCUUCAAGCUGAGCUACUGCAGCUUCAUCUCCUGCACGAAUCGUCGGAAGCGUGUAGUCAGCAAUGGCGCACGAGUUCCAAGAGGGCGUUGCACAAAAAGUUCGAUGAAGUAGCGAGCCUGCGCCAAGUCAUGCGAGAUAACGAACGACAGGUCCAGGAACACGCAAACCUGCUCGCUCUCCAAGAAUGGACUAGCGGCACAAGCUCAUUCGCGCUUGCCGAGAACCUGCAGCUACUCUCAGGCCCUCUGCACGAACUGCCUCGUUUGCUGGAUGUGGGAGGUCGGUUUCGGCAGCACGUCGAAGAAUUCGAGGACUGGGUUACCUGGGUAAAAGAGCUCUGGGAGCAGAGGAAAAAGGGACGUGAGAGUGGGAGGAUGGACCUUAGCUCUGCCGAAGGACUCGGAGACGAGUGGGUGGCUGAAAAUGAAGCAUUGCUACGCAAAGUAGUCGCGUUUUCACGCGAUGUCGAGCAGUUGAACGAUCCAACGCCCGGGUCGAGCAUCGCUGUCAUGGUCAGCAGCUGUCGAGCGUUACUGGACAGCAUGCUGCAGCAGCUGGGGAUGAUGCGCAAGGUAGAGACAAAUGCUGUGUCAAAAGAAAGAGAAUGGAUCGAGCAAGGCUUGCUAGGCAUAGCUAAUGACAUUAGCUCCCAUCUAGUGGUUGCACAGGACGGCUGCGAAUCGUGGCGGGGAUAGUCUAAUGGGGGUUCCUCCACCCCGAUUGGGGCUGGGAUGCUAUCUGUUACAUACGAGCUUAUGCUUGCAGCGGAUAAUUACGUAUUGCAAGUAUAGAGUUUGCACAGCAGCAACAGCAACCAUGGCGCCUAGGCGGUUACUUGGUGGAGCAUUGAUGUGGCACAGUAAGCAGUAUGUUCGCACUUAGGACUUCAUUAGGAUUGGUCUGUAUGAAUAUGGGCAGGGGCUCAUCCCAUAGGUGUUUACCACGACCACCUCAAAGCAAAUAUGCAGU
This is a messenger RNA of Mytilinidion resinicola, 2052 nucleotides long. RefSeq lists its product as uncharacterized. The transcript is spliced from 2 exons. The record is from RefSeq and is a predicted model, not a curated record. Lineage: Eukaryota; Fungi; Ascomycota; Dothideomycetes; Mytilinidiales; Mytilinidiaceae. The coding region runs from base 6 to 1778 and encodes 590 amino acids.